CUUCCGGGAACAUGGCCGGCUAAACAACGACAAAAGACUCUCUCCUCAAAAUCAAGAAGAAACUUUUCGAAAUGCAAACUACUUGGCUUAACAAAAGUGUUUGGAUUCAGUGCGUGCAAUUAGGUCGUUUAUUUGGUUUACUUCUGCAUGCACGUUGUUUAAGGUGAUGUUUGAGUCGGACUAACUUGGCUAUCUUGCCAGCGAAGGUAGCCAACUUUUCACAUUCAGCAGAAUUAGCCUAACGUUAGCUAGCAAAUGCGAAGUGGCUUACAUGUCAACAUAGCUAGGAACAUAAGUAUUGCUAUUGGCUGCUACACUUGAAGCCCGCAACUGAUUUAUUAAGUUCCACGAUCGACACGUUGCAGUCCUGGCUUGUGUAACGUAGAUGCGUUUGUUAUUUUUAUCGGGGUGUCUCGCUGGUUGAUUGCUAUGUUUUCGCAGCUGCGUACAGCUGUCUAGCUUGAUUGACAUUCAUUUCAAUGGCUCACUGUAGUUCAGAUCCAAGUGGGAAGGUACCCCGUCCAGAUAGCUUAGUGUUGAUGGCAGGAUCUCCUGGAAGCGUUGAUCAGGCUAUGAAGCCGGUGUUGUUUGAAAUAUUUGGAGAGUUUUGGAACGUCCAGACCCGGCUAGGGCAAGGCGUCUCGGCCUCAGUAUACCGUGUGAGCUCGGGGAGGGCGAGUACGGCCGCGGUUAAGGAGUUCCAGGCUGACACUCAGAGUGGAGAUUACGGGUACCAAAAGGAGAGGUCCGUGCUGGAAGACGUACAAGGACACAAAAACAUCGUAACGCUGUACGGGGUGUUCACCAACCGCAGCCAGGUGGGUAUGGCCACGCACUGCCUGCUGCUUGAGCUGCUGGACGUCAGUGUGUCUGAGCUGCUUGUGAGGGCCAGUACCCAAGGCCGAGCCUGCAGCCCCCAGUGUGGUGGUUCCCAGAAGCAGGGCCAUUCAAUGUGGCUGGUGCAGCACUGUGCCAGGGACGUCCUGGAGGCCCUUGCCUUCCUCCAUAGAGAGGGCUAUGUCCAUGCCGACCUCAAGCCCCGCAAUGUGCUCUGGAGCGCGGACGAUGAGUGCUUCAAACUCAUCGACUUUGGCCUCAGCUUCAAAGAGGGCAACCAGGAUGUGAAAUACAUCCAGACAGAUGGGUACCGUGCCCCGGAGGCUGAGCGUCAAUACUCCCUGGCCCAGGCGGGGAUGGAGGUGGAUGGUGACUCUGGCUGCUCGGCCGCUGUGGACCUCUGGAGCUUGGCAAUCGUCCUGUUGGAGAUGUACUCAGGCAUCAAACUCAAAGACACCGUCAGGACACCCGAGUGGAAAGACAACAGUGCAGCAAUAGUUGACCAGAUCUUUGCCAGUAACAGUGUGGUGGUUCCUGCCAUCCCUGUCUAUCACCUCAGAGACCUUAUCAAAAGUAUGCUUCACAACAACCCCAAGCACAGAGGCACAGCCGAGAAGGCCCUGCUUAGCCCCUUCUUCAGCAUUCCUUUUGCUCCUCACAUAGAAGACUUGGUUCUGCUUCCCUCUCCUGUUCUGCGCCUGCUCAACCUGAUUGAUGACGGCCACCUGCACAAUGAGGAGGAGUAUGAAGACAUCUUGGAGGACAUGACGGAGGAGUGUCAGAAGUAUGGCUCUGUGGUCUCUUUGCUCAUCCCCAAGGAGAACCCAGGCAAAGGACAGGUGUUUGUAGAAUACGCUAACGCAGGCGACUCCAAAGAGGCCCAGAGACUGCUGACGGGACGGACCUUUGACGGGAAGUUUGUCGUUGCCACGUUCUACCCCCGGAGUGCUUACAAGAGAGGCUAUCUGUACCAGACCGUGCAGUGAACACACACACACACCGUCUGCUGAAGAGCACAGGCCUAGGCCUCAGUCAGUCACUGUCAUGAUGUGUAUAGUCAUAUCAGAUCACCACUCUGCUUUCUGCAGCCUCUAGAGCCAGAGUUAACCUAGUGUGUCCUGUAGCUUUACUGUAUGUAGCAACAGUCUGCGAAAGGAAAAUAUUGUAUAAUCCAAUCUUCCAUGUCCUGCUAUGGGGAUGUAUACUGCUGGAUGCUACGGUUGACGGAUUCAGAUGGGUCAUAUUAGCUGGCUUGACUUUUGAUAAUGGAUCCUCACUGGCCAAAACUGCACGCUGUCCCACUUUGCACACUGUGCUGAUGUCAAACCCUGAACAAAAUAAUUACUUGAUGUCCACCGAUCUUCAAGAGCACAAGUACAGUACCAAGUACCCUAUGGGUUUCGUAAACCCAGCAAGCAGUUUGGAUUGAAUAGGGCCCUAGUUUUGUCUGUACGCAACGGCUUGAAUAUCCUAUAUUUAUUAGUGUAAUUGAAACCGUUCCUGAUAGAUUGAUCUUGGGUCUCUCGUUAAAAGCUGAGCCACAAUUUCAUCUUGUCCAAAGUUACCUUCCCAUGACCUAUUUUUCUAUGAGAUGUUUGUUUUGAGACUUGAAUUCCAAAGGUACCACUCCAGAUCAUCAGUAGAAUCGCGCUGAGUUCUAGAACUUUCUGAGCCUAAACUCCAACCACUCAACGUCAGCACUUUUCUGUGGUACAUGGAAAAAUAUAAAUGUCUUUGUUAUUUAUGACAUUUUUUAAAAUCUGGUUUCUACCUAAUAUACUAUUAUUAUAUUUUGUCCAAGUUGACCCAUAUACUACUUAUACUCCAGAAUGGCUGCGCUGAUGUGAGUGGAAGUUUUUUUAAAUUUUCGAUAUGUUAUGAAAGGAAUGGGUUAUUUCCUUAGCACUGUACGAUACAAAGCAACAAGCUUACUUUACGUUCAGAACCCAUGGAUAGGGUUUUCACAGUUGAAUAUUUCAGUUGAAGAGCAUUCGAGCUGACCGUUUCAUAAAACAGUAGCCGACUGUCAGUUCUACCUGACGUCUGUGAGUUAGUCUACAUAACGAACCAAUGUGUGAGAGCUGUGCUAGUGUAGGUAUUUGUUGAUUAUGGUGAGAUUAUAGAUUAAUCCAAUACUGCAGAGUUUUGUAUCCUAUGUUGUGUGUGGGGGAUGUUGAAAUUAACUUAUCAGUUCAUUGCAUGCAACAUUGUUAUGUUGGGCAGUAUUUAUUCAGACAGUCUUCCCAUUGUCUGUCUGCUACUCACAUUCAGUCCAAUAACAUUGUGAAUCUUAAGCGUAAAUCAUAGUUCACAGACGCUGAGACUCGAUAGUCCGGGGUCCCAUCGUGACAUAGCUAUGCAGCUCUGAAACACCGUCUGUGGGGACGCACAGCCUGAGCGCUCACCACCCCACAAUUCCCAGCCAACACGGCUAUUCAUUUGAAUGUGUAGACAGUUGGAGAAAAAUGCUUGUGCUGCCCUGAUAAUUCUAAAAGUACGAAAGCCAAGGGUCCAAUAUUCUAGAACACUGCUGUGCAUACACGUACACAUUUUGGACUAUGAUGGACGCUUCAGGUUGGGCACAGAUGCUUCUGAAUGAGUUGGCUGGCAUUGAACAGGUUAAAGCUCCAUCCUGCCUGCCCAGCCCAUCCAGAUGUUUGAGAAAGAGACCAUAUAUUAACAUGAGCAGAAACAACAUUCUGGAUAUUCUGCAGUUUACACUUCCAGUCAACUGGCGCCAUGUGACAACUGUCGAGGCUGAUUGAGACAUUGUUGACAACAUCCUGCCUAAAUGUGAAAGCACUGACCAGGACUUAUGGGUGACCGGUCAUAACAUCGAUAUGUGAGGUUAUCCCAUACCAAAUGUAGUCUGCUGCCUUCUCUGUGUUAUCUAGUCUAACACUGUAAUGUUGCCAUUUAGUUUCAGCACACUGUCCCUUCAGUGUGUUAUUCAAAGUAGAUCCCAAUGAAAGCCUUCAUAGUUUCCUUCCUGAUCUCCACAACCAUGGCGCAUGAUGAUGACAUUUCUUUAUGCAAACAUUUUCAGGGCGCUUCUUUGUUUUUCGUUUACACUUUGGGUCAGUUAUCCUAAUACAGUGUCUGUUUCUUUACUUCUAUGUCUUCUGAUAUACUAAUAUGAAAACAUUCUAUGUAUCUGAUAAAGCUUUUAGAUUGCUGUAAUGGAUUUGUGGGCGAGGCGGUAUCUGGUGUUAGCCCAUAGCUAGCAAGAUUGACAAACUUCUGUAUGAUAUUUGUUGUAAUAGCAGCGAGUGUAAUAAGAGUAUUAGCAUGCAGGUGGCAGAGCAGGAUUCCUCUGGACAGUGAAUAUGCAGUCAAUACUGAUCACGGAAAACCAGUACAAUUACAUAGCUACAGACACUACAUGAGAAGGAGAGCGACAGUAACAGAGGGAGCUGUGCUGUAAGUCCGAGUACAUACAGUUGAAGUCGGAAGUUUACAUACACCUUAGCCAAAUCCAUUUAAACUCUGUUUUUCAACAUUUCUGACAUUUAAUCCUAGCAAAGAAAUUCCUGUCUUCGGUCAGUUAGGAUCACCACUUGAUUUUUAGAAUGUGAAAUGUCAGAAUAAUAGUUGAGAGAAUUACUUAUUUCAGAUUUUAUUUCUUUCAUCACAUUCCAAGUGGGUCAGAAGUUUACAUACACUCAAUUAGUAUUUGGUAGCACUGACUUUAAAUUGUUUAACUUGGGUCAAACGUUUCGGGUAGCCUUCCACAAGCUUCCCACAAUAAGUUGGGUGAAUUUUGUCCCAUUCCUCCUGACAGAGCUGGUGUAACUGAGUUAGGUUUGUAGGGCUCCUUGCUCGCACAUGCUUUUUCAGUUCUUCUCACACAUUUUCUAUAGGAUUUGAGGUCAGGGCUUUGCGAUGGCCACUCCAAUACUUUGACUGUGUUGUCCUUAAGCCAUUUUGCCACAACUUUGGAAGAAUGCUUGGGGGUCAUUGUCCAUUUGGAAGACCCAUUUGCGACCAAGCUUUAACUUCCUGACUGAUGUCUUGAGAUGUUGCUUCAAUAUAUCAACAUAAUUUUCCUCCCUCAUGAUGCCAUCUAUUUUGUGACAUGCACCAUUCCCUCUUGCAGCAAAGCACCCCUACAACAUGAUGCUGCCACCCCAGUGCUUCACGGUUCUUUGGCUUGCAAGCCUGCCCCUUUUUCCUUCAAACAUAACGAUGGUCAUCAUGGCCAAAAAGUUUUUUUUUCUUCAGACCAGAGGACAUUUCUCCAAAAAGUAUGAUCCUUGUCCCCCAUAUGCAGUUGCAAACCGUAGUCUGGCUUUUUUAAUGGUGGUUUUGGAGCAGUGGCUUCUUCCUUGCUGAGCGGCCUUUCAGGUUAUGUCGAUAUAGGACUCGUUUUACUGUGGGUAUAGAUGCUUUGUACCUGUUUCCUCCAGCAUCUUCACAGGGUCCUUUGCUGUUAUUCUGGGAUUGAUUUGCACUUUUCACACAAAAGUACGUACAUCUCUAGGAGACAGAACGCGUCUCCUUCCUGAGCAGUAUGACGGCUGCGUGGUCCCAUGGUAUACUUGUGUACUAUUGUUUUGUACAGAUGAACGUGGUACCUUCAAGCAUUUGGUAAUUUCUCCCAAAGAGGAUCCAGAUUUGUGGAGGUCUACAACUCUUUUUCUGAGGUCUUUGCUGAUUUUUCUUUUGAUUUUCCCAUGAUGUCAAGCAAAGAUGCACAGAGUUUGAAGGUAGGCCUUGAAAUAUAUCCACAGGUACACCUCCAAUUGACUCAAAUGAUGUCAAUUAGCCUAUCAGAAGCUUCUAAAGCCAUGACAUAAUUUUCUGGAAUUUUCCAAGCUGUUUAAAGGCAUAGUCAACUUAGUGUAUGUAAACUUCUAAUCUACUGGAAUUGUGAUGCAGUGAAUUAUAAAUGAAAUAAUCGGUCUGUUAACAAUUGUUGGAAAAAUGACUUGUGUCAUGCACAAAGUAGAUGUCCUAACAGUCUUGCCAAAAAUAUAGUUUGUUAACAAGAAAUUUGUGGAGUAGUUGAAAAACAUUUUUUUUUCAAUUGUUUAAGCACAAUUUUGAAAACAGGGCCCGGUUUGUCAAAACACUACACACAAUUAGCACAACCCUACCCCAAAGUAACACUUCAGAUCAUUUGCAAAAUGGAAUACUUUUGUCAAAACCCCGACUUCAUAAAAAUAAUAUUUUGUUACCGUACGAAACACACAUUUCAUGACUUCAGUCUUUUUGAACCAGUUACACUGCUGUUGCUAACCUAAAACACUUUUAGCAAGUCUAAUUGUCAGUGAGUAGAGUACUGUAAAUGAAGUACACAGAGAAAGUGCAACUAUACAAACACUACAGACUGAGGAAAAUAGCAUUUAUUUCUCUCCAUAUUCCCAAAUCAAAUCAUGGAGAAUCACAACAAAACAUGUCCCAGUUUUCAUGCUACUACAGUAGUGUGCAUAACACUUAGCUCGGCAAACAACAGACAAAUGUAAAAUACUGUAUUCAGUACAGGUUACAAUUACAGUAAAUAACAACCAACAUAAAAAAAUCAUCUAAAAACUGACAAAUUGUACAGAAAAUACUACAGUAAACAUACUAUACAUUAUCUCUUCGCCUAGCUGGAUCUGGCCGGAGAAUUUCAUCAACAUCACAAGCAAUAUCGUCAUUAGCAAGACAACGCGGGAAGAAACGUCUUGAAUGUCGAAUCCUUCCUUGCACAGCUGCGGUGUCGACUUGGUCACAGGCGUCCUCCAUGGCCUGAAUGAGGGGUACCCGAGCCUGGGAUCGUAAACCUUCCACCGCCAUGCAGAGAAACUCUUCGAUAUGGUUUAGAAACGGAGAGUAUGGUAGAAGGUAUCGUACUGUGGAUGGUGUUGAAACCAGUUCUGGACCAAAACAGCGGUGGAAUGACACAUUGUCCCAGAUGACCGUGUAUUGCAUCUGGUGCGUUUCAUUACCUGCUGUGCCGAUGUGGUGCAAUCGGUCCAAAAAUGCGAGGUGUGUUGUAAGGGACCGUUUUGGCAUGACAGAGGACAACCCCAUGCUGUGAAAUGGCAGCGCAAAGGGUGAUGUUACCUCCACGUUGCCCUGGGACAUUGAUUAUAGCCCUGUGGCCAAUGAUAUUUCUGCCUCUCCUUGCUUUUGUGAGGUUGAACCCUGCCUCAUCAAUAUAUAUGAAUUCAUGAAGGAUUUCCUCUGCGUCCAUCUGCAAAACUCCCUGAAAUACAGUGAAAGACAAGAUUGUGUAGUUCAGGAUAGGUCUAGUUUUCAGUCAAUGUAAAAAAAAAAGUAAUGUGUGCAGUAUGCAACAUCACAGUGCUAAAGUGAACAACACAGACCUCCACAUACUCAUGCCGCAGCUGUUUGGCCCUCUCUGAAUUCGCUCAAAAGGCACUCGAUAAAGUUGUUUCAUUUGAAGCUGAUGUCUUUUCAGGAUGUGUGCCCGUGUUGACUGAGAGACCUGAUGGACAUCAUUGAAAAUGGCAUGGUCACCGAUAAUGUUGGCUUGUAAUUCUCUGAGCCUGAGCAUUAUUGGUCAAAACCAUGUUUAUUAUCUCUCUUGUUCUGCGUGAAUAUGGGCCCCCUUCCUCCUUGUCGUUCCUGACCCUCAAUCCUAUCUAGAGAAUAAUACAUGUAACUUACUGUACAAUGUCACAGGAAGGGGUAUCACAAGUGCUGAUAGCCAGCAUACAAUAAGCGGCUGAUUGCUGGUAACUGUUGACAGAUCUUUAACCUGUUUUCCUGUCAAAGUCCUUAUGACAGAUGCCGCACUAUAUCUGCUAAGAUUUGGCUGAACUCUCAGUCCAGCCUCCCUCAGCUUCAAUCCGUGGUUCACAACAUGGUCCACUAGUGUUGCGCAAAUGUCAUUUGAUAAGUUUCGUCCUCUUCUUCUUUGUGCACGUUCUCCUCCUGCUUCAGGUCUUCCUCGACCUCUGCCUCUUCCUCUACUUCCUUCUCCUCCUCUGUGUACUCCUCCUCUCACCCUCACUCUUCUUCUGACUCCUUCCAUUUUGGUUGAAGACAGGUGAACCUACCUGCUGCAUUUUUAUAGUGCUUAAACCUGAUUGGUGUGUCUACAAUUCAGCAAUCAUGUGUUUGCACCUGAUGGCUGUGUAUAACAGAUUGGCUCAUAGGUGUGGUAAGUUGACACAAUGCUUUGGAAUUGCAAGGGAGUGACAUCAUGAUAUACUUCUGUGUCUGAUAUAUACACAAGGGUGUUUUAGUGUUUUGCAAAUCACUGUGUGUAAUGUUUUGCAAAUAGUGUGAAGCUGACAAUGUGCUUACAGUUAUGCAAAUCUAACCUUGUGUUUUGCUCCUUGAGUGUAAGGUUUUGCUAAUUGUGGGAAAAAUUCCAUUUUUUAGUGUGUAAGCAAUCGUAAAAAAACAAAUGACUCCAACCUAAGUGGAUGUAAACUUCCGACUUCAACUGUACCAUGCUGCUUUGAGCUCAAGACUUUCUUUCGGCCACAGACUAUUCUCAUAUCCCGGAGUUGUGUCGGUAAGACUAAAAAAGCUUCCUAGCUAAGUAGUACUGUACGCUCUUGAAUAAAAUAUCCCAGUUUACGGCCUAACUCUAUAUUGAGAGAAGGCAGAAUUAUUGUGGAACUUUCUUUUGGAAAGUUUUUUUGUGUUACUCUGAGAAGUUUAGAAUUGUCACUGAGCAUCCACCCGACCCCAAUCUAUUCAGUAAUGGAUGGAAGGAGUGACUGUUUGCAGACACCCGGGGCAAUCUGUGCUUGUCUGUCAGCCCUAUCUAUCACUGUUCUAUCCUGCUCCAGCUCUGACCUCUAACCCCCUGUCCUGAUAGGCUAGUCCAGCAGAGGACCAGAGCCUUGUUAAUAUGCAUAAAGCCCCUCUCCUUGGGAUUCUCAGAUUCUGCCUAAUGGAUAGAAUGGCAUGGUCCUCAUCCAUAUACACACAGGCAGCCUUAUAAAUACACUUGGCUUUGAUGAUGAGGGGUCAAGGGGAGGCCGGAGUGGGCUAGGGGUAUUAGGCAAAUGAGGGGGGAGGGAGGUCACUGGGUUAAUCUGUAUCAGUGGGGGGAGGCGAUAGCGUCCAAGCUGACACAACACUCCAUCUCUCUUGUUCUCACUCAUUAGAAGUUAUUGUUGACCCAAGUUACUGCAGUAACACACAAGUAGGUAUAAAGGUUAGAGAGUAGAGUGUGUUCUUUAUAUUAAUUUCUAGUGGUUUGAAUGGGGGGAGGCUUCCUGCAUCCUCCCAGCUGGUUGUUGAUUAGCAUUAUGUUUCAUUCCGGUUUAUUAGCGAGAAGUGCACUUAAGAUUAUAUAGGAACUCUGAACUCCACUGAAUUGAGCCCAACCAUGUUUUACAGCACUGAUUUAAAUGAAAGCGAAAUCUCAGUUUGAGCAAUAUAAUUUAGAACGCAGGCUCCAAAGACUACAGCACUGAUACCAAUGUGUUAUCAAUCAUGUCCCUUCCCCACUGAAAGACAAUCAUGAUGAUUAUCACUGUUGCCUUUUUUUUAUUUUAUUUUUAGCAUCCUUUUGUCUCCUUUGGGUUUUGUGAACGCCUACUCCAUUGAGCGGCUGGCAGCCUCCCUGUUACAAAGAACAACCAUGUCUCCAACAACUUGAUCUGACUUAAAUGUAAUGUGAAUAUCUCGCUCUGAGAAUCCCUCCACUCACACUAACUGAUCUGUCAAAUCUGCAUUAUUAAAGGCACAUAUUAUGAGUGAGACGUGUGUGUGUGUGUGUGUGUGUGACCAUGUAUUGCCUCACAGAACUCUGUUAUUCUGAGAUUGAUUAUACAUGUUCAUAUUGUCGUUUGCAUUAUCUCACAAUAAAGAACGCUUGACUUGACUAUC
This is a messenger RNA of Oncorhynchus masou masou (cherry salmon), 9636 nucleotides long. RefSeq names its product serine/threonine-protein kinase Kist-like. NCBI's taxonomy places the organism in Eukaryota, Metazoa, Chordata, Actinopteri, Salmoniformes, Salmonidae. The transcript is spliced from 8 exons. The record is from RefSeq and is a predicted model, not a curated record. The coding region runs from base 480 to 1823 and encodes 447 amino acids. Gene Ontology annotation, molecular function: ribonucleoprotein complex binding; ATP binding; protein serine/threonine kinase activity. Gene Ontology annotation, biological process: regulation of protein export from nucleus; peptidyl-serine phosphorylation; positive regulation of translational initiation. Gene Ontology annotation, cellular component: neuronal ribonucleoprotein granule; nucleus.